AUAUGUGGAGAGAGACUAGAGAGUCCAUGGAGGACUAUUGCAGAGGUCCAAUGUUUUUUUUUUCCCUCUCUUGAAUCUCUGAGUGGGUUCAACCACCACCUACCUCUCUAAAUCUCCCCAUAUGCUUAAAUGGAUACCAUCAAUUCAUUUAUCUGCUCCUCCUUUUAGUCUGCUCCAUCUCUCUCUCUCUCUCUCUCUCUCUCUCUAACAUGGACAUUACUCUUCCCACACGCUUUUGCUAAUAAUAAAGCCACCACCAAACAACAUCGGAACAUCCAUAGUUUAGAAGUUGGUUCAAUGUACAUGGUGGUCUGGUGGUCCGUUUGAUCCCCCCGCCCAACACUAUCAAGAACCACCAAAAGAAUCCUUAGAACCACAAGAAACCCCACUUCCCAAACGCUUUUCCCUUUCCUCCUUAUAGCAUUUCUAAAACUCAGCAUUAGGGGAAAAAAAAAGAGUUCCCAGAAGCAAGAAGUGCCGCCGUAGAAAGAACGAAGCCCUGAAUGCUCCUUCGCUGACGUUUUGCAGCGAAGGUGACCGCUGAGGCAGUGGCGGGAUUUCACGUAGGAUAUGGACGGAGUAGCAGCGAGAUCGAGAAGGGUGCUCUCUUUAUGCGGGAGGCUCAUGAACGAGGUGGUGAGCUUCUUCGUCUUCUCUCUCCUGGACCUGCUGGACGCUGCCCUCUGCCUCGCCUUCAAGGUCUCCGACUUUCUCGCCGAGGCCGAGUGGAAGCCCUGCUACUGCUCCGCCUCCUCCGCCAGGGAGGCCAUCCACGGCGCUGCUGGUGGCGAGAUCCUGGUCUCCGAGCGCGGCGAGUCCAAUAUCGUGUGCCUCAGCUCGGGGGGCGGCAGUGGCAAUGUCAAUAAGAUCCGGCUCGACCAGGUAUCCGACACGCUCUACACGAGGCCUUCGAAACUCCAGGAGGUCUCAGAGUCCAUAAAGCGGUUGUACGAGAAGAGGGGGAAGGAAAGGGCGGCGAAGGCCGCGACUAUGUUCGCGGUGGACUCCGCUGUGGUGGAGAUGCUGCAGGGGAGGAUGGUGCGGAAGCAGCCGCAUCCGAUCCGUCGGUGGUCAGACUGCGACUGCGAGGAUUGCACGUCGUGGGCAUCGCGGAGGAGGAGGAGCCUCUUUGUCAAAGUCGCCGGAGCUAAAGGAAUGUCAGAAAAACCCCGUGAAGACGUGCUUUUCAUUCAUGGCUUCAUCUCAUCCUCUGCAUUCUGGACGGAGACGCUGUUCCCGAACUUCUCCGACUCGGCCAAGUCCGCAUACCGGCUCUUCGCCGUGGAUUUGCUCGGGUUUGGGCGGAGCCCGAAGCCAAGCGACUCGCUCUACACGCUGAGGGAGCACUUGGACAUGAUCGAGCAGUCGGUGCUCGAGCCCUACAAGGUCAAGUCCUUCCACAUCGUGGCUCACUCCUUGGGCUGCAUCCUGGCCCUCGCGCUUGCCGUCAAGCACCCUGGCUCAGUCAAGUCCCUAACCCUGCUCGCGCCGCCCUAUUACCCGGUGCCCAAAGGCGUGCAGGCGGCACAGUAUGUGAUGAGGAGGGUGGCGCCGCGGCGGGUGUGGCCGCUCAUCACGUUCGGCGCAUCGCUCGCAUGCUGGUACGAGCACAUCACCCGGGCAUGGUGCCUGCUCGCCUGCAAGAACCACCGAUUCUGGGAGCUCCUCACCAAAAUCAUCACCAGAAACAGGAUCAGGACGUUCUUGUUUGAGGGGUUCUUCUGCCACACCCACAACGCGGCGUGGCACACGCUCCACAACGUCAUCUGCGGCAUGGCCGGCAAACUCGACGGCUACCUAGACACGGUGCGGGACCACCUGAGGUGCGACGUGACCAUCUUCCACGGCAAGGACGACAAGCUCAUCCCCGUUGAGUGUAGCUACAGCGUCCAGAGGAGGGUCCGCCGAGCCCAUGUGAAGGUGAUCGAGAACAAGGACCACAUCACGAUCGUGGUCGGGAGGCAGCGGGCGUUUGCGCGGGAGCUCGAGGAGAUUUGGAGGAAAUCGAGCGGCUGAAUCGAUCCUCUAAGUCUUUAGUCGCCACGGAGGAGCUGAGGAGUACAUGAUCAUUCGUUACCGAUAGAUGUUCUACCAAAAUCAAAAUUGGAACUGAAGUUGCUCGAAAUUGGAUAGGCCUCAGGCCCCUAUUGUUUGAUGUGUGAAAUACGAUCAAUUGCAUAUAUUAACGGAGUUGAUGAGAUCUGAG
Eucalyptus grandis is the source of this 2206-nucleotide messenger RNA. RefSeq names its product probable lysophospholipase BODYGUARD 3. The coding region runs from base 571 to 2016 and encodes 481 amino acids. The transcript has 4 exons. NCBI's taxonomy places the organism in Eukaryota, Viridiplantae, Streptophyta, Magnoliopsida, Myrtales, Myrtaceae. The record is from RefSeq and is a predicted model, not a curated record.